GUGGAUUGGGUGAAGGGAAUAAUAAUACAAAUACCUACUGCUGCUGGCUGGCGCGGUAGGUGGUGUUGAUCUUAUGACCUGCGGUUUGGUUUCAAUGACCUCAUACUUUUUUGGUUAGUGUAAAAGCUUCUAUAUCUUUACUUCUAGCUGCUGCUGCAUGGGCUUGUAGUUGGGGACGAACCUCUUCUUGUUUUUUAUUUUUUAUUUUUUUUAUUUUAGGAUUCUAGGAAAAAGGAAAGGGACCCUUACCACCAACAGCCAACCAUCCAAUCUUGUGUUUCUCCACACUUGUUAACUCGAUCCCUCCUCCGCCCGUCCCCCCGGCUCCAGGCCCAACAACCUCCCCACCCUAACACCGCUUCCUUUUUAUUUUAAUUUUACUUUAUCUCUCGAUGCAUUUCAAGCGGCUUUCGAGAGGACAUUCUCUCCGCAAACCAGAGACGUCCGCCACUGCCUCUUCCGCCUCCGCUCAGCAGCAACCGGACAAGUUACAGACUACCACAGCACCAGCAGAGAGUAGUGUUAUUCGGGAAGAACCAGCGACAAUGUCCACUGUUACUUCGCCUGUUGAGCCCUCGAGGCAGAGCACGCUUGCGAGCAACCUUAGUGACGAGGCUGUUCCUGAGCACGAUCCCAACACCACGGCCGGCCUCCUUGCGCAGAGGUUGCAGGCAUGGAAGCAUGCUGUCGGUUACCUCGAGGAGUACGUCGAGGCGGUCGAGAAGGUGCACAAGAACUCGUCCAAGGAGUAUGAGAGGGUUUUGAAGACCAUCUCCAAACCCCUCCGCGAAGGCGAGCACUUUGAUCAAUCACUCGGCGGCGUCGCCGGCUUCUUUGAAAACAUGCGCGUCAACACCCAAGCCCUGAUCAACACCAACGCCGAGACGGAGAAAUCCAUCAAGGGCUCCGUCCUGCCCGUGCUCGAGCGCCUCCACAAGGAAAUCAAGCACAAGGCCAAGGAGCUCGCCCACGGCGCGGAAAAGGGCGCCAAGGAAGUCGAAAAGGCGCGCAACACGACCCAGAAGCACAUUGAGCUCCUGGGCCAGCACACGGCUGCUUUUGAGUCUAGCGGGGCCAAGCACCACCCUAACGACGACCCGUAUGUCAUCCAACGGGGCGUGCUGCACAGGCUGAACAAGCAGGUCCAGGAGGAGAACAAUCAGCGUAACGAUCUGAUUGCUGUGCAGGCGAACUUUCAGGAGUUUGAGGCGCACGUCAUCGGGACGGUGCAGCAGGCCAUGGAGGCGUUUAACAGCUUUGUUGGGGGGCAGGCGCUAAAAGUGCAAGCGCUGUAUGCGGACAUGCUUGGUUCUGCCCAGAGGAUCCCGCCCGAUUUUGAGUGGAAGGGGUUUGUCAAGAGGUCGGGGGAUAAGCUGGUUGAUCCGGCGGAGGGGCCUAGGACAGUGGAGGCGAUUCAGUUCCCGAAUCAGAAUCAUGCUUCGACCAAGGCGCUGAUUGAGGGAAGCUUGGAAAGGAAGAGUAGGAAUAAGCUCAGCUGGGGGUAUUCGACGGGUUACUAUGUGGUUACCCCGGCCAAGUUCUUGCACGAGUUCAAAGAUGAUGAUAACUACAGGAAGGACCCGACGCCGGAGUUGAGUAUUUACUUGCCGGAUGCGAUUAUUGGUUUGCCGGCCGGGGAGAAGUUUAACGUCAAAGGGAAGGACAAGAGUGGUGGGUUGGGGGGCAAGUUGUCGGGGAGCAGCGAGUUGAGCUUCAAGGCGCACAGUCCGGCCGAGGCGAUGAAGUGGUUUGAGGUUAUCAAGAAGGUGGCGGGGGCUACGCCGGGGAGCCCGACGGUGCCGAGUCCGGCGGAAGAGGUGAAGGUCAAUCCGGUCGAGGCGGCGGCUGCGCCCGCGACGCAGGGGGUUACUGGUGCGGAGGAGAAGCCGAAACCGGUUGUGGCUGUUCCCGAGGUGAGCACCUCGGCGGCGGCGGAUGCUAAGGCUCAGGAGGCGGGGGUUGCGCCUGCUGCUGCUGCUCCUGCUGCUGCACCUGCGGCGGCGGAUGAGAAGGCUGCCGUGAAGGCUUAGGGAGAUCUUCAGGGUGGUGGUUCUGUUGAGAGGAGGGUGGCUGGGAGUUGGGUUGAUGGAGUUGGGGAGGAGGGAGUUUGGAGCGUGGAGGGGUAUGAGGAUGAGGAGGGGUAUACCAUGUUCUCGAGGGAGUGAUGUUUGUUCCUGGGCGGGAGAUUGUCAUUGUUGCUUGCUGUUUUUGUUUCAUGAGUUGAGAGAAGCCUAAUAAUACCCUGAGUUUUGUUGUUG
Podospora pseudocomata is the source of this 2258-nucleotide messenger RNA. RefSeq lists its product as uncharacterized. NCBI's taxonomy places the organism in Eukaryota, Fungi, Ascomycota, Sordariomycetes, Sordariales, Podosporaceae. The transcript has 3 exons. The record is from RefSeq and is a predicted model, not a curated record. The coding region runs from base 393 to 2030 and encodes 545 amino acids.